AAGAUUAGUUUCAGAGCCCGUGUUCUUUUUAUACAGCUUGUUUGUUGCCAACUCAAAAUGUGUCAUUGUUUUCACCUCAUGUGCAGGUUGUGCUGAGCAGCUGAUUGUCUUCAACACAAAGAUAACUGUCCUGUACGGCAGUUUAUCUGCAGUAUGUCAGAGGAGCGAGGAAAGGGCUUUCUAUCUGAGAUGAGUGUCUCAGAGAAACAGAGGGAAAGAUCUGAGGUUUCCAGCUCUGAGUCUGUAAAAAGUUAUCAGUUGAAAGGUGAUUUACCAGUUUUCAAUGAGGAAACAUCUACCAAAAGUGUAAGAUCAGGUUCACAUGUGUCCAGCUCUGUGUCUGUGAAGAGUGACCGGUCAAAGGGUAAUGUACCGAACUUCCGGGAGGAAACACCAUGUAACAAAAGAUCAGGUUCACAUGUGUCCAGCUCUGUGUCUGUGAAGAGUGACCGUUCAAAAGGAGUCGGAUCGAACUUCCGUGAGAAAACACCAUGUAACAAGAGUGUAAGAUCAGGCUCACUUGUGUCCAGUUCUGUGUCUGUGAAGAGUGACCGAAUAAAAGGAGACGGACCGAACUUUAGAGGGGAAAAAACAUCACCUUCAAAAAGAGUAAAAUCAGGUUCUCAUGUGCUCAGCUCUGUGUCUGUGAAGAGUGACCGUUCAAAGGGUAAUGUACCGAACUUCAGUGAGAAAACACCAUGUAACAAGAGUGUAAGAACAGGGUCACAUAUGUCCAGCAAUGUGUCUGUGAAGAGUGACCGUUCAAAAGGUGGUGGACCGAACUUCAGUGAGAAAAAAACAUCACCUUCAAAAAGUGUAAGAUCAGGUUCACAUGUGUCCAGCUCUGUGUCUGUGAAGAGUGACCGUUCAAAAGGCCACGGACCAAACUUCAGUGAAAAAACACCAUGUAUCAAGAGUAACAAAGGACAGAAGUCCACAGUAAAUAUUGGUGCAGAAAUUACACGGUGGGACGCUCUGAAAGCACAGAAGGGAUUGAAGAGUGAUGUGGAACUGGCAACUUUUCUUCUCAACAGGGUUCAGUUUGAGAAAUCAGAUACAAACUACAAGAAUUACCGCAACCGCAAGAAUUUCCGAGAAAAUCUCCUCUGGAUCUUCAAGGAUCUUGAGAAAAAAAUUAUUGCAUUUCUGAAAAAUGAGCUGGAAAAGUUUAAAAAAAUAUUAAAUAGAGAGAAUACACAGUACUUUGUGCAGGACUUUAUAGAGGAGAUGCGUGAUAUCAAAGAAGCAGCUCUUGAUAUCACACUUUACUUCCUGAGAGAUAUGAAGCAAUAUGAGGCUGCAAAUGCUCUACAAGAUGAGCUGGUCCUCAUUCAUCAGCGACCACUAAAAUCAAACCUGAAGAAGAAAUAUCAAUCUGUAUCUGAAGGAAUUGCAAAGCAUGGUGACUCCAAGUUUCUGAAGAACAUCUACACAGAUCUCUGUAUGACUCUGAGUGUUAGUAAACAAGUUAAUACCCAAAAUGAAGUAGGACAAGUUCAGGCUGCUGAUAGACGACACGAAUCAAAAGAGAUUCCAGUUGAAUGCAAAAAUUUGUUUGAAGCACCUGAACAAGACAAGGAGAUCAGAACUGUACUGACAACAGGCGUUGCUGGGAUCGGAAAAUCCAUCUCUGUGCAAAAGUUUAUUUUGGAUUGGGCUGAUGGUAAAGAAAAUCAGGAUAUUACUUUCAUAUUUCCUCUUGCAUUUCGAGAAAUGAACUUAAAGGAGGAAGAAACACAAAGCUUGACAAGACUUAUAAGUCAGUUUUUCCCAGAGAUAAAAGGUCUAAAUCUUGCAAGAAAUGAUAAAUUCAAAUUACUGUUCAUCCUUGAUGGUUUGGAUGAAUGUCGUCUUCCUCUGAAAUUUGAGGGUAAUGAGACUUGUCGUGAUGUAACAUCACAAGUCUCUCUGGAUGUUCUCCUCACAAACCUCAUCAAGGGAAAUCUGCUUCCUUCUGCUCUCAUCUGGAUCACCACCAGACCAGCAGCUGCCAGUAAGAUUCCUCCUGACUGUGUUGACCGCAUGACAGAACUACAAGGAUUCAAUGAUGCACAAAAGGAGGAGUACUUCAGAAAAAGAUUCACAGAUGGGGAUCUGGCCAGUGAAAUUAUUGAUAAUGUUAAACAAUCAAAGACUCUUUUUAUCAUGUGCUACAUCCCAGUCUUUUGCUGGAUUACAGCCACUGUUCUCCAGAACAUUUUAGAGGAGAAAAGAAAUAAUGAUGUGAGAAAUACUAAAGACACUCCUAAGACUCUGACACAAAUGUACACACACUUUGUCCGCUUUCAGAUGCUGCAGAGCAGACGAAAGUAUGAUGGAGAAUACACACCAGAUGUUUACUGGGAUAAAGACACCAUGCUUUCACUGGGGAAACUGGCAUUUCAUCAAAUGCAGAGAAACAAUCUGCUCUUUUAUGACACAGAUCUGGAAUCCUGUGAUAUUGAUAUAUCUAAAGCAUCAGUGUAUUCAAGCAUGUGUACCCAGAUCUUUAAGGAGGAAAAAGGGAUCAUUCUUGGUACCACUUUCUGCUUUGUUCACUUGAGCAUUCAAGAGUUCAUUGCAGCCCUUUAUGCACAUCUGUUUCUAGACAUUCACAAGAAAAUUGUGUUUAAUCAACAUGAGUCUACAGAACAGAAAAAGAAAAAUGAAACCAUGAUUGAUUUGCUCAAGACUGCAGUGAACAAGGCACUUGAGAGUGAAACUGGACACCUGGAUCUUUUCCUUCGCUUUCUUCUUGGUCUGUCACUCCAGACCAAUCAUCCACUCUUACGAGGUCUGUUGACAGAGCAAGACAACAAUGACGACUACAAGGAAAUAGUUCAGUACAUCAAGGAUAAAUUAGAAGCCAAUCUUUCUCCAGAGAGAUCCAUCAAUCUGUUCUACUGUCUGAAUGAACUGAAUGAUCAAACUCUGGUAAAAGAGAUUCAGAAUCAACUUCGAGAAGGAGGUCUCUCAUCUGCUGAUCUUUCACCUGGUCAGUGGUCUGCUGUGGCCUUUGUUUUGUUGACAUCAGAGGAAGAGAUGAAGGAGUUUGAGCUUCAGAAGUUCAAGCAAUCAGAUGAGUGUCUCUUUAGGCUACUGGAAGUUGUGAAAAUCUCCAAAAGAGCUGUGCUAAAUGAUUGUAACUUAACAGAUGAGAGCUGUUCAAAUUUGGCUAAAGCUCUCGGAUCAGAUAACAAUCUGAUAGAGGUGAAUAUGAGCAAUAAUAAUCUAAAGGAUUCAGGAGUAAAGCAGCUCUGCAUUGGACUGGGGAAUAUUACGUGUAAACUGGAGAUACUGAAGCUUAGUAACUGUGAUCUAACAGAAGAAAGCUGUUCAGCUCUUGCUUCAGUUCUCAGCUCAGACUCCAGCAGUCUGAAGGAACUUGAUCUGAGCAAUAAUAAUCUUCAGGAUUCAGGAGUGACGCUGCUCUCUGAUGGACUGAAAGAGAACUGUAAACUGGAGAAACUCAGACUUUCAGACUGUGGUAUCACUGAAGAAGGUUAUAAAGCUCUGGCUUCAGCUCUGAGAUCAAACCCUUCACACCUGAUAGAGCUGGAUCUUACAGGAAAUGAUCCUGGUGAAUCAGGAGUGAAGGAGCUCAAUGAUUUACUACAGGAUCCAAACUGUAAACUGAAGACACUGAGGUUUUUGGGUCCUGCUGCAGAAGAAGCCUGUCAGUAUGUGACUGGAGUUGUGGGUGAAAAUCCGUUACUUCUGAGAGAACUGGAUCUGAGUGAACAUAAACUAGACUUGAAUCGGCUCGCUCCUCUACUGCAGGAUAAACACUGUAAACUGAACAAACUGGUUCUGAAUAAUAGCUAUAUCACAGACGAAGAUUGUCGUGUACUGGCUGAAGCUUUGAAUUCAAACCCUUCAAAUUUGAAAGAGCUGGAUUUGACUGGGACUAAACUCAGAGACACAGGAAUGAAGAUCUUCUCGACUCUGUUUGAGAAUAAACAAUGUAGACUGGAAAAGCUUAAGUUUAAUUGUAUCUGUAUUACAGAAGAGGGUUGUGCUGCUCUGACUGCAGCAUUUAAUUCAAACCCUUCAAACCUGAUAGAGCUGGAUCUGAGUGAGACUUCACUAGGAGACCCUGGAGUAGCAGAAAUCUCCAAAUUACUGGGAAAUUCACUAUUCACACUAAAGAUACUCAGAAUGUCAAACUGCAGUAUCACAGAAGAAGGUUAUCUAGCUCUGGCUUCAGCUCUGAGAUCAAACCCUUCACACCUGAUAGAGCUGGAUCUCACAGGAAAUGAUCCUGGACAAUCAGGAGUGAAGGAGCUUCUUGAUUCUGUAAAGGAUCCAGAGUGUAAACUAAAACUGAGGUUUUUGGGUCCUGAUGCAGAAGAAGCCUGUCAGUAUGUGAAUAGACUUGUGGGUAAAAACCUGUUACUCCUGAGAGAACUGAAUCUGAGUGGAAGUAGACUAGAAGACUCAAAUUUGAAGAAUCUUGCUGCUCUACUGCAGGAUAAACACUGUAAACUCAACACACUGAAGAUGAAUAAAAACAGUAUUACAGAAGAAGGUUGUGCGGCUCUGACUUCAGCAUUUAAUUCAAAUCCUUCAAACCUGAUAGAGCUGGAUCUGAGUGGAAAUAAACUCGGAAAGUCAGGAAUAGAGAAUAUUUGUUUGCUUUUGAAGAAUCCACAAUGCAAAUUGGAGAAACUGAAACUUUCACACUGCAGUAUCACUGGAGAAAGUUAUGAAACCUUGACCUCAGCUCUGAAAUCAAACCCUUCACGCCUGAUGGAGCUGGAUCUCAAAGGAAACUAUCCUGGAGAAUCAGGAUUAAAGUGGUUUUUUAAUUUACUAGGAAGUGGAAAGCGUUAUUUAAUGAACAUCAGCUUUUUGGCAAGUCCUGAUGCAGAGGAGGCGUAUCAGUAUCUUACUAAAGUCCUGGGUACAAAUCCUUUACUACUCCAAGAACUGGAUCUAAGCACAAUUAAACUUGGAGACCAAGACUGGGAGAAACUCUCAGCACUUUUGAGGGACUCUUAUUGCAUAACAAAGAAAAUAAAGCUGAAUAAUUGUGAGCUGACAGAGAAGAGCUGUUCAGUUCUAGCUACUGUUCUCUCCUCCAAAACCAUCCUGAAAGAGAUGAACCUGAACAACAGCCGUCUGCUGGACUCAGGAGUCAAAGUGAUCUGUGAGGGACUGAAGAAAUCUAAGCUUGAAAUACUAAAACUUUCAGACUGCAGUAUCACUGAAGAAGGUUAUAAAGCUCUGGCUUCAGCUCUGAGAUCAAACCCUUCACACCUGAUAGAGCUGGAUCUCACAGGAAAUGAUCCUGGACAAUCAGGAGUGAAGGAGCUCAAUGAUUUACUACAGGAUAAAAACUGUCAACUGAAGACACUGAGGUUUUUGGGUCCUGAUGCAGAUGAAGCCUGUCAGUAUGUGACUAGAAUUGUGGGUAAAAACCCGUUACUCCUGAGAGAGCUGAAUCUGAGUGAACGUAAACCAGACUUAAAAAAGCUUGCUGCUUUACUGAAGGAUAAACACUGUCAACUCGACACACUCAAACUGAAUAAUAACAAUAUUAGAGCAGAAGGUUGUGCUGCUCUGAUCUCAGCAUUGAAUUCAAACCCCUCAAACCUGAAAGAGCUGGAUCUGAGUGGAAAUAAACUAGGAGACUCUGGAAUUAGGAAUAUAGCUCCUCUGCUAAAAAAUAUGCAAUGCAGAAUGGAGAAAUUGAAAUUCAGAGGCUGUGAUAUGAAAGAUGAAGGUUGUUCAGCUCUGGCUUCAGCUCUGAAAUCAAACCCAUCACACCUGAGAGAACUGGACCUGAGUGGAAAUUUAUUAGGAAAGUCUGGAGUUGAAAACCUUGGUGUUGUACUGAGCAACUCACUGUUCAAGCUGGAAAUACUUUAUCUAUGUGGUUGCAAAAUUAAAGAGGAAGAGUGUCUCAUCCUGACUUCAGCUCUGAAAUCAAACCCAUCACACCUGAAAGAGCUGAACCUGAGUGAUAAUCAACUAGGAGACUCUGGAGUGAAAAACCUCAAGGAUUUACUGAUGAACCCACAAUGCAAACUUGGAAAACUAGCUCUGUGUGGGACCAGUAUUACAGAGAAACAGUGUCUCAUCCUGACUUCAGCGCUGAAAUCAAACCCUUCACACCUGAGAGAACUGGACCUCAGUGGGAAUAAAAUAGAAAACAAAGGAGUGAAUCACUUAUGUGACAUACUGAAGGAUUCACACUGUAAACUGGAGAGAUUGAGGUUCAGUGGCUGUGAAAUGACAGAUGAAGGUUGUUCUGCUGUGACUUCAGCUCUGAAAUCAAACCCAUCACACCUGAGAGAACUGGACCUCAGUGGAAAUGUAUUUAAACACACAAGAGUGAAUACAUUUUAUGAUAUACUGAAGGAUCCAUGCUUUAAACUGGAGAGAUUGAGGUUAAGGUCUUGUGAUAUAAAAGCUGAUGAUUGUUCAACUCUGACUUCAGCUCUGAAAUCAAACCCAUCACAACUGAGAGAACUGGACCUGAGUGGAAAUGAACUUGGAGACUCUGGAGUGAAAAACAUCAGUGAUCUACUGAUGAACCCACAAUGCAAACUGGAAAUACUCAAUCUGUGUGGUUGCAGUAUUACAGAGAAACAGUGUCUCAUCCUGACUUCAGCUCUGAAAUUAAACCCAUCACACCUGAGAGAACUGGACCUGAGUGACAAUAUGCUACAAAACAGAGGAGUGAAGAUCUUAUGUGACGUACUGAAGGAUUCAGACUGUAAACUGGAGAGAUUGAGGUUAAUACGCUGUGAUAUGACAGAUGAAGCUUGUUCUGCUCUGACUUCUGCUCUGAAAUCAAACCCAUCACACCUGAGAGAACUGGACCUCAGUAGAAAUCAACUAGGAGUUGAAAACCUUGAUGUUCUGCUGAGGAACCCAGAAUUCAAUCUGGAAAUACUAGCUCUGUGUGGAUGCAGUAUUACAGAGAAACAGUGUCUCAGUCUAAGUUCAGCUCUGCGUUCAAACCUUUCACAUCUGCGAGAGCUGGACCUCAGUGAAAACGAACUAAAAAACACAGGAGUGAAUCACUUAUGUGACACACUGAAGGAUUCACACUGUAAACUGGAGAGACUGAGGUUAGGAUGCUGUGAUAUGACAGAUGAAGGUUGUUCUGCUCUGACUUCAGCUCUGAAAUCAAACCCAUCACAUCUAAGAGAACUGGACAUGAGUGGAAAUCAACUAGGAGACUCGGGAGUGAAACACCUCUGUGAUCUACUGAUGAACCCACAAUGCAAGCUGGAAAUACUAGCUCUGUGUGGAUGCAGAAUUACAGAGAAACAGUGUCUCAUCCUGAUUCUAGGUCUGUGUUCAAAUCCAUCACAUCUGAGAGAGCUGGACCUCAGUGAGAAUCAAAUGAAAAACACAGGAGUGAAUCACUUACGUGACGUACUGAAGGAUUUACACUGUAAACUGAAGAGACUGAGGUUAAGAUCCUGCGAUAUAACAGAUGACGGUUGUUCUGUUCUAACUUCAGCUCUGAAUUCAAACCCAUCACACCUGAGAGAACUGGACCUUAGUAGAAAUAAAGUAAAAAACAAAGGAGUGAAGCACUUAUGUGACAUACUGAAGAAUUUAGACUGUAAACUGGAGAGAUUGAGGUUAAGAGGCUGUGAUAUGACAGAUGAAGGAUGUUCUGCUCUGACUUCAGCUCUGAAAUCAAACCCAUCACAUCUGAGAGAACUGGACCUGAGUGAGAAUAAACUAGGAGACUCUGGAUUUGAAAACAUUAGCAAUCUACUGAUGAUCCCACAAUGCAAGCUGGAAAUACUAGCACUGUGUAAAUGCAGUAUUAAAGAGAAGCAGUGUGUCUUCCUGACUUCAGCUCUGAAAUCAAACCCAUCACACCUGAGAGAACUGGACCUCAGUGGAAAUGUACUUAAACACACAAGAGUGAAUAAAUUUUAUGAUAUACUGAAGGAUUCACGAUUAAAACUGGAAAGAUUGAGGUUAAGGUACUGUGCAAUAAAAGCUGAAGAUUGUUCAGCUCUGACUUCUGCUCUGAAAUCAAAGUCAUCAAACCUGAGAGAGCUGGCCUUGAGUGGGAAUGAACUUGGCCAGAUGGGAGCAACACACCUCUGUGAUAUACUGAUGAAUCCACAAUGCAAGCUGGAAAAACUAGAUCUAUGUAGAUGCAGUAUUACAGAGAAACAGUGUAUCAUCUUGACUUCAGCUCUGAAAUCAAACCCAUCACACCUGAGAGAGCUGAACCUCAGUGUGAAUCAACUAGGAGACUCUGGAGUUGAAAGCCUUGGAGUUCUGUUGGGCAGUUCAGAAUGCAAACUGGAAAAAAUACAACUGUGUAAAUGCAGUAUUAAAGAGAAGCAGUGUGUCUUCCUGACUUCAGCUCUGAAAUCAAACCCAUCACACCUGAGAGAACUGGACCUCAGUGGAAAUGUACUUAAACACAAAAGAGUGAAUAAAUUUUAUGAUAUACUGAAGGAUUCACGAUUAAAACUGGAAAGAUUGAGGUUAAGGUACUGUGCUAUAAAAGCUGAAGAUUGUUCAGCUCUGACUUCAGCUCUGAAAUCAAACCCAUCACACCUGAGAGAGCUGGCCUUGAGUGGGAAUGAACUUGGCCAGUUGGGAGCAACAAACCUCUGUGAUCUAUUGAUGAACUCACAAUGCAAGCUGGAAAAGCUAGAUUUGUGUAGAUGCAGUAUUACAGAGAAACAGUGUCUCAUCUUGACUUCAGCUCUGAAAUCAAAUCCAUCACACCUGAGAGAGCUGAACCUCAGUGUGAAUCAACUAGGAGACUCUGGAGUUGAAAACCUUGGUUUUCUGUUGAGCAGUUCGCAAUGCAAGCUGAAAAAACUACAUCUGUGUGAAUGCGGUAUUACAGAGAAACAGUGUUUCAUCCUGACUUCAGCUCUGAUAUCAAACCCAUCACAUCUGAGAGAACUGGAUCUCAGUGAGAAUGAACUCGGAGACUCUGGAGUGAAAAACCUCAGUGAUCUACUGAUGAACGCACAAUGCAAGCUGGAAAAACUGAAUCUGUGUGGAUGCAGUAUUACAGUGAAACAGUGUCUCAUCCUGACUUCUGCUCUGAAAUCAAACCCAUCACACCUGAGAGAACUGAACCUGAGUGGAAAUCAACUAGGAGACUCUGGAUUUGAAAACCUCAGUGAUCUUCUUAUGAACCCACAAUUCAAGCUGGAGAAGCUACAUCUGUGGAGAUGCAGUAUUACAGAGAAACAGUGUCUCAUCCUGACUUCAGCUCUGAAAUCAAACCCAUCAUAUCUGAGAGAGCUGAACCUCAGUGGGAAUGAAAUAAAAAAUGCUGGAGUGAAUCCCUUAUGUGACAUACUGAAGGAUUCACACUGUAAACUGGAGAGAUUGAGGCUUUCAGACUGCAGUAUCACUGAAGAAGGUUAUAAAGCUCUGGCUUCAGCUCUGAGAUCAAACCCUUCACACCUGAUAGAGCUGGAUCUGACAGGAAAUGAUCCUGGACAAUCAGGAGUGAAGAAGCUCAGUGAUUUACUACAGGAUGAUUCCUGUAAAUUAAAGAUCAUCAGGUUUCUGAAAAGUCCUGCUGCACAGGAUGUGUGUGAUUAUCUCACCAAAGUUCUGGGUAAAAGUCCAUUAGUUGUGACAGAACUGGAUCUGAGUGAAGAUAAAAUUGGAGAUUUGGAUUGGGAGAAGCUCUCUGCUCUUUUGGUGGACUCUCAUUGCAAACUGGAGAAAAUAAAGCUGAAUAAUUGUGAGCUGACAGAGAAAAGCCAUUCAGUUCUAGGUACUGUUCUCUCCUCCAAAACCAUCCUGAAAGAGUUGAACCUGAACAACAGCUGUCUGCUGAACUCAGGAGUCAAAGUGAUCUGUGAGGGAUUGAAGAAUCCUGUGUGUGAGCUGGAGAUACUCAAACUUUCAGACUGCAGUAUCACUGAAGAAGGUUAUAAAGCUCUGGCUUCAGCUCUGAGAUCAAACCCUUCACACCUGAAAGAGCUGGAUCUCACAGGAAAUGAUCCUGGACAAUCAGGAGUGAAGGAGUUCAAUGAUUUACUACAGAAUCCAAACUGUCAGCUGAAGACACUGAGGUUUUUGGGUCCUGCUGCAGAUGAAGCCUGUCAGUAUGUGAGUGGAAUUGUUGGUAAAAACCCGUUACUUCUGAGAGAGCUUAAUCUGAGUGAAUGUGAACUAGGAGACACACGAUUGAAUCAGAUCGCUGCUCUGCUGCAGGAUAAACACUGUCAACUUAAAACACUACAGCUGUGCAAUUGUGGUCUAACAGAGGAAAGCUGCUUAGUUCUCGCUACAGUCCUGAGAUCAAACUCCAGUCUGAAAGAACUUGACAUGGGCAACAAUAAUCUGCAGGAUUCAGGAGUGAAGAAACUUCAGAGCGGAUUAGAAGACACAAACUGCACACUCACAAAACUAAGACUUUCAGACUGCAGUAUCACUGAAGAAGGUUAUAAAGCUCUGGCUUCAGCUCUGAGAUCAAACCCUUCACACCUGAUAGAGCUGGAUCUCAGAGGAAAUGAUCCUGGACAAUCAGGAGUGAAGCAGCUCAAUGAUUUAUUAAUAGAUCCAAACUUUCAACUGAAGACACUGAGGUUUCUGAAAAGUCCUGCUGCACAGGAAGCAUGUGAUUAUCUCACUGAAGUUUUAGGUACAAGUCCAUUAUUACUGAAAGAACUGGAUCUGAGUGAAGAUAAAUUAGGAGACCUGGAUGGGUGGAAACUCUCUGCUCUUUUGAUGGACUCACAUAGCAAACUGGAGAAAAUUAAUCUGAGUAAUUGUAAGCGAACAGAGAAAAUCUGUUCAGUUCUAGCUACUGUUCUCUCCUCCAAAACCACCCUGAAAGAGAUAAACCUGAACAACAGUCGUCUGCUGGACUCAGGAGUCAAAGAGAUCUGUGAGGGACUAAAGAAUCCAGUGUGUGAGCUGAAGAUACUCAAACUUUCAGACUGCAGUAUCACUGAAGAAGGUUAUACAGCUUUGGCUUCAGCUCUGAGAUCAAACCCUUCACACCUGAUAGAGCUGGAUCUCACAGGAAAUGAUCCUGGACAAUCAGGAGUGAAGGAGCUCAGUGAUUUACUACAGGAUGAUUCCUGUCAAUUAAAGAUCAUCAGGUUUCUAAAAAGUCCUGCUGCACAGGAAGCAUGUGAUUAUCUCAUUAAAGUUCUAGGAACAAGUCCAUUAGUACUGAAAGAACUGGAUCUGAGUGAAGAUAAAAUUGGAGAUCUGGACUGGGAGAAACUAUCUGCUCUUUUGACAGACUCUCAUAGCAAACUGGAGAAAAUUAAGCUGAAUAAUUGUGAGCUGACAGAGAAAAGCUGUUCAGUUCUAGCUACUGUUCUCUCCUCCAAAACCAUCCUGAAAGAAAUGAACCUGAACAACAGCCGUCUGCUGGACUCAGGAGUCAAAGAGAUCUGUGAGGGACUGAAGAAUCCUGUGUGUGAGCUGGAGAUACUCAAACUUUCAAACUGCAGUAUCACUGAAGAAGGUUAUAAAGCUCUGGCUUCAGCUCUGAAAUCAAACCCUUCACACCUGAUAGAGCUGGAUCUCACAGGAAAUGAUCCUGGACAAUCAGGAGUGAACGAGCUCAGUGAUUUACUACAGGAUCCAAACUGUCAGCUGAAGACACUGAGGUUGUUACAAAGUCCUGAUGCAGAAGAAGCCUGUAAAUAUCUGACUGAAGUUCUUCACAAUAAAAACCCAUUACUCCUGAGAGAACUGAAUCUGAGUGAAUGUGAUCUAGAAGACACACGAGUGAAUCAGAUCGCUGCUCUACUGCAGGAUAAACACUGUAAAUUCAACACACUGACUCUUGAUAACAGCGAUAUCACAGAAGAAGAAUGUUGUGUUCUGACUCAAGCUUUAAAUUCAAACCCUUCAAAUCUGACAGAACUGAAUCUGAGUGAAACUAAACUCAGAAACUCAGGAAUGAAGAUCUUCUCAACUCUGUUUAAGAAUGAACAGUGUAGACUGAAAACGCUGAAGUUUAAUUGCAUCAGUAUUACAGAAGAAGGUUGUGCUGCUCUGGCGUCAGCAUUCAAUUCAAAUCCUUCAAACCUGAUCGAGCUGGAUCUGAGUGGAAAUAAACUAGAAAACUCUGGAGUGACUCAAAUCUCCACUCUACUGGGAAAUUCUCAGUGCACACUGCAGAUACUCAGACUCUCAGACUGCAGUAUCACAGAAGAAGGUUAUAAAGCUCUGGCUUCAGCUCUAAGAUCAAACCCUUCACACCUGAUAGAGCUGGAUCUCACAGGAAAUGAUCCUGGACAAUCAGGAGUGAAGGAGCUCAGUGAUUUACUACAGGAUCCAAACUAUUCACUGAAGACACUGAGGUUUUUGAAAAGUCCUGCUGCAGAGGAAGCAUGUGAAUAUCUUACUAAAGUUCUGAGUGAAAGUCCAUUACUUCUGACAGAACUGGAUCUGAGUGAAAAUAAAUUAGGAGAUCUGGAUUGGGAGAAAUUCUCAGCUCUUUUGAUGGACUCUCAUAGCAAACUGGAGAAAAUCAAGUUGAAUAAUUGUGAGCUGACAGAGAAAAGCUGUUCAGUUCUAGCUACUGUUCUCUCCUCCAAAACCAUCCUGAAAGAAAUGAACCUGAACAACAGCCGUCUGCUGGACUCAGGAGUCAAAGUGAUCUGUGAGGGACUGAAGAAUCCUGUGUGUGAGCUGAAGAUACUCAAGCUCAGUAACUGUGAUCUAAAUGAGGAAAGCUGUUCAGCUCUCACUUCAGUUCUCAGUUCAGACUCCAGCAGUCUGAGGGAUCUUGAUCUGAGCAAUAAUAAUCUGCAGGAUUUAGAAGUGAAGCUGCUCUCUGAUGGACUGAAAGAGAACUGUAAGCUAGAGAAACUCAGUCUUUCAGACUGCAGUAUCAGUGAAGAAGGUUAUAAAGCUCUGGCUUUAGCUCUGAGAUCAAACCCUUCACACCUGAUAGAGCUGGAUCUCACAGGAAAUGAUCCUGGACAAUCAGGAGUGAAGGAGCUCAGUGAUUUACUACAGGAUGCAAACUAUUCACUGAAAACUCUAAGGUUUUUGGGUUCUGCUGCAGAUGAAGCCUGUCAGGAUGUGAAUAGAGUUCUGGGUGAAAACCUGUUACUCCUGAGAGAACUGAAUCUGAGUGAACUUAAACAAGAACAUAAUGGAUUAAUGAAACUUGCUAUGGUACUGCAGGACAAACACUGUAAACUCAACACACUGAUUCUGAAUAACAGCGAUAUCACAGAAGAAGAUUGUCAUAUUCUGACUCAAGCUUUAACUUCAAACCCUUCAAAUCUGACAGAACUGAAUCUAAAUGAAACUAAACUCAGAAACUCAGGAAUGAAGAUCUUCUCGACUCUGUUUAAGAAUAAACAGUGUAGACUGAAAAAACUGAAGUUUAAUUUCAUCAGUAUUACAGAAGAAGGUUGUGCUGCUCUGGCGUCAGCAUUCAAUUCAAAUCCUUCAAACCUGAUCGAGCUGGAUCUGAGUGGAAAUAAACUAGAAAACUCUGGAGUGACUCAAAUCUCCACUCUACUGGGAAAUUCUCAGUGCACACUGCAGAUGCUCAGACUUUCAGACUGCAGUAUCACAGAAGAAGGUUAUAAAGCUCUGGCUUCAGCUCUGAGAUCAAACCCUUCACACCUGAUAGAGCUGGAUCUCACAGGAAAUGAUCCUGGACAAUCAGGAGUGAAGGAGCUCAGUGAUUUACUACAGGAUCAAAACUGUCAACUGAAGACACUGAGGUUUUUGAGAAGUCCUGCUGCAGAUGAAGCCUGUCAGUUUGUGACUGGAAUUGUGGGUAAAAACCCGUUACUCCUGAGAGAACUGAAUCUGAGUGAACGUGAACUAGGAGACACACGAGUGAAUCAGAUCGCUGCGCUACUGCAGGAUAAACACUGUAAACUCAACACACUGAUACUGAAAAAUAACAGUAUUACAGAAGAAGGUUGUGUUGCUCUGACUUCAGCGUUUAAUUCAAAUCCUUCAAACCUGAUAGAGCUGGAUCUGAGUGGAAAUAAACUAGGAGACUCGGGAAUACAGAAGAUCUGUCUUCUGUUGAAAAGCACAGAAUGCAAAUUGGAAAAACUAAAAGUUUCAAACUGCAGUAUCACUGAAGAAGGUUAUAAAGCUCUGGCUUCAGCUCUGAGAUCAAACCCUUCACACCUGAUAGAGCUGGAUCUCACAGGAAAUGAUCCUGGACAAUCAGGAGUGAAGGAGCUCAGUGAUUUACUACAGGAUCCAAACUAUUCACUGAAGACCAUCAGGUUUUUGAAAAGUUCUGCUGCAGCGGAAGCGUGUGAGUAUCUCACUAAAGUACUGGGUAAAAGUCCAUUACUUCUGACAGAACUAGAUCUGGGUGAAGAUAAAUUAAGAGACCAUGAUGGAGAGAAGCUCUCUGCUCUUUUAAUGGACUCUCAUAGCAAACUGGAGAAAAUGAAGCUGAAUAAUUGUAAGCUGACAGAGAAAAGCUGUUCAGUUCUAGCUACUGUUCUCUCCUCCAAAACCAUCCUGAAAGAGAUGAACCUGAACAACAGUCGUCUGCUGGACUCAGGAGUCAAAGUGAUCUGUGAGGGACUGAAGAAUCCUGUGUGUGAGCUGGAGAUACUCAAGCUCAGUAACUGUGAUCUAAAUGAGGAAAGCUGUUCAGUUCUUGCUUCAGUUCUCAGUUCAGACUCCAGCAGUCUGAGGGAUCUUGAUCUGAGCAAUAAUAGUCUGGAAGAUUCAGGAGUCAGGCUGCUCUCUGAUGGACUGAAAAAGAACUGUAAGCUAGAGAAACUCAGACUCUCAGACUGCAGUAUCACUGAAGAAGGUUAUAAAGCUCUGGCUACAGCUCUAAAAUCAAACUCGCACCUGAUAGAGCUGGAUCUCACAGGAAAUGAUCCUGGUGAAUCAGGAGUGAAGGAGCUCAGUGAUUCACAAAAGGGAGGGUGGUUUACAUCAAAAACACUGAAAACUCUGAGGUUUUUGGGUCCUGCUGCAGAAGAAGCCUGUCAGUAUGUGAAAAGAAUUGUGGGUAAAAACAUGUUACUCCUGAGAGAGCUGAAUCUGAGUAAAUGUGAGUUGCGAGUGAAUCAGAUCACUGCUCUACUGCAGGACAAACACUGUAAACUCAACACACUGAUUCUGAAUAACAGUGAUAUCACAGAAGAAGAUUGUCAUAUUCUGACUGAAGCUUUAAAUUCAAACCCUUCAAAUCUGACAGAACUGAAUCUGAGUGAAACUAAACUCAGAAACUCAGGAAUGAAGAUCUUCUCAACUCUGUUUAAGAAUAAACAGUGUAGACUGAAAACGCUGAAGUUUAGUUCCAUCUGUAUUACUGAAAAAAGUUGUUCUGUUCUAGUAUCAGCAUUCAAUUCAAAUCCUUCAAACCUGACUGAGCUGGAUCUGAGUGGAAAUGAACUUGGAGACUCUGGAGUGACUCAAAUCUCCAGUCUACUGAGAAAUGUACAGUGUUCACUGCAGAUAUUAAGUCUUUCAGACUGCAGUAUAACUGAAGAAGGUUAUAAAGCUCUGGCUUCCGCUCUGAGAUCAAACCGUUCACACCUGAUAGAGCUGGAUCUCACAGGAAAUGAUCCUGGACAAUCAGGAGUGAAGGAGCUCAGUGAUUUACUACAGGAUGAACAGUGUUCAUUAAAAACCAUUAGGUUUUUGAAAAGUCCUGCUGCACAGGAAGCAUGUGAUUAUCUCACUAAAGUUCUGGGUAAAAGUCCAUUAUUACUGACAGAACUGGAUCUGAGUGAAGAUAAAUUAGGAGAUCUGGAUGGAAAGAAGCUCUUUGCUCUUUUGAUGGACUCUCACAGCAAAGUGGAGAAAAUAAAGCUGAAUAAUUGUAAGCUGACAGAGAAAAGCUGUUCAGUUCUAGCUACUGUUCUCUCCUCCAAAACCAUCCUGAAAGAGAUGAACCUGAACAACAGCCGUCUGCUGGACUCAGGAGUCAAAGAGAUCUGUGAGGGACUGAAGAAUCCUGUGUGUGAGCUGAAGAUACUCAAACUUUCAGACUGCAGUAUCAGUGAAGAAGGUUAUAAAGCUCUGGCUUCAGCUCUGAGAUCAAACCGUUCACACCUGAUAGAGCUGGAUCUCACAGGAAAUGAUCCUGGACAAUCAGGAGUGAAGGAGCUCAGUGAUUUACUACAGGAUCCAAACUGUCAGCUGAAGACACUGAGGUUGUUAAAAAAUUCUGCUGCAGAUGAAGCCUGUCAGUAUGUCAUUAAACAUCUGGGGAAAAACCCGUUACUCCUGAGAGAGCUGAAUCUGAGUGAACAUGAACUAGGAGACACACGAGUGAAUCAGAUCACUGCUUUACUGCAGGAUAAACACUGUAAACUCAACACACUGACUCUGCGUAGAUGCAGUAUUACAGAGAAACAGUGUAUCAUCCUGACUUGUGCUCUGUGUUCAAACCUUUCUCAUCUGAGAGAACUGGACCUGAGUGGAAAUAAAAUAGAAAACAAAGGAGUGAAGCAUGUCUCUGAAACACUGAGGGAUGUACGCUGUAAACUGGAGAGAUUGAGGUUAAGAUACUGUGAUAUGACAGAUGAAGGUUGUUCUGCUGUGACUUCAGCUCUGAAAUCAAACCCAUCACAUCUGAGAGAACUGGACCUCAGUGAGAAUAAACUAGGAGACUCUGGAGUGAAAAACCUCUCUGAUCUACUGAUGAACCCACAAUUCAAGCUGGAAAUACUAGCUCUGUGUGAAUGCAGUAUUAAAGAGAAGCAGUGUGUCUUCCUGACUUCAGCUCUGAAAUCAAACCCAUCACACCUGAGAGAACUGGACCUCACAGGAAAUGUACUUAAACACACAAGAGUGAAAACAUUUUAUGAUAUACUGAAGGAUUCACGCUUUAAACUGGAGAGAUUGAGGUUAAGGUCUUGUGAUAUAAAAGCUGAAGAUUGUUCAGCUCUGGCUUCAGCUCUGAAAUCAAACCCAUCACACCUGAGAGAACUGGACCUGAGUGGGAAUGAACUUGGAGACUCUGGAGUUGAAAACCUUUGUGUUCUGUUGAGCAGUUCACAAAGCAAGCUGGAGAAACUACAUCUGCGUAGAUGCAGUAUUACAGAGAAACAGUGUAUCAUCCUGACUUCAGCUCUGUGUUCAAACCUUUCACACCUGAGAGAACUGGACCUGAGUGGAAAUAAAAUAGAAAACACAGGAGUGAAGCAUGUCUCUGAAACACUGAGGGAUGUACGCUGUAAACUGGAGAGAUUGAGGUUAAGAUUCUGUGAUAUGACAGAUGAAGGUUGUUCAGCUCUGACUUCAGCUCUGAAAUCAAACCCAUCACAUCUGAGAGAACUGGACCUCAGUGAGAAUGAACUUGGAGACUCUGGAGUGAAAAGCCUCUCUGAUCUACUGAUGAACACACAAUUCAAGCUGGAAAUACUAGCUCUGUGUGGAUGCAGUAUUACAGAGAAACAGUGUCUCUUCCUGACUACAGCUCUAAAAUCAAACCCAUCACACCUGAGAGAACUGAACCUGAGUCAGAAUAAAAUAGAAAACAAAGGAGUGAAUCACUUAUGUGACGUACUGAAGGAUUCACACUGUAAACUGGAGAGAUUGAGUCUAAAUGACUGUAGCAUUACAGAUGUUUCUUCUUUAACUCGAUCUUUGGCUAAAACAAAAGCACUGCAGUUUUUAAAAGAGCUUGAUCUGAGUAAUAAUAAAAUAGGAGACUCAAAGCAGAAGCUCAUUGAUGUGCUAAGAGACUCAAACUGUGAACUGAGUCUGGAGAAAGAACAGGUGCUUGGGAGAACUGUUGUUAACUACUUUAGUAGUUUAGGUGGAUGGAGACCUUGGUCUAAAGCUCCGGAGGAUCCUGUGAAAUCAACAGAACAACACAAGUCAUGAUCAGAUGAGGAAUCCUCAGAAGGUGAAACGGAGGGAAUAGAGUCUGAUGAGCGCUCAGAAGAGCUGGAUUAUUAAGAAUACAAGUCUAGUAUAAGACCUUCAUCAUGAUGUCAAGAUUAAACUAAGUUAUUAAAAUUAAGUUAUUAAAAUAUUGCUGAUCAUGACUGUGAAUGUAAUUUAGCACUUCUAUAUCAAACGACAGAAACUGAAAGUAUAAAAUUAAAAUGUAAUUAAUAUGGGCUAGAUGUAGACAGAUUCAAAUCAGUGAUCUAUAAUGGAGUCAUUUUAAA
Carassius carassius (crucian carp) is the source of this 18038-nucleotide messenger RNA. RefSeq lists its product as uncharacterized. The record is from RefSeq and is a predicted model, not a curated record. Gene Ontology annotation, molecular function: protein binding. The transcript is spliced from 98 exons. Bases 154 to 17748 code for a protein of 5864 amino acids. Lineage: Eukaryota; Metazoa; Chordata; Actinopteri; Cypriniformes; Cyprinidae.